AGAAAAAAAAGGGAGAGGGAGAGAGGGAGAAAGGGAGAGAGAGAGAGAGUCAGCGUUCAUACCACGCUGUACCGGCACGCGUUUCCGCCAUUGAAGACCCCUCUCUCUCCUCCUUUUAAAUACCCUCGGCUCCUCUCUUCUCUCUUUCCUAACCUCCCAAAUCGCAAAAAAUCGCCCGGAUCUGAAGAUCUUAGGCGAUUUCUAGGGUUUCCCCCUCUUCGGUCGCAUUCCUUGGCUGGAUUUGCUCGAGAUUUGCUUUCUUUUCCAGGCUCUGCUUCUUAUCAUCUUCGAUCCGUUGGGAAGAUUUCCGCGAUCCGUUAGGAAUUCGACGGAAAGGAAGGAUUUUUUAAAGGGAUUUUAGGGUUCUUCGCCCUAUUUUUCUAUUCUAGUAUUUGCUGUGGAUUCAAGAUUGAAAUCCGUUGGGAUUUCGUGAUUUCCGGGGAUUCUGGAUUGGAUUUCUAGGAUAGCCGCUCCGAUCCGUCGGGAUUUGAGGGAUCUUGGGUUUUCUCGCUCAGAUCUUGCGAAUAUCUGAAGAGAAGGCGAGAGUUUACAGCUUUUCGUGAGGGAUUUGAGGAAAAAAGAAGGGAUUUUGGGUUGCUCUUGUUCGAUCUGCAAGGGAAGGGAUUCUAGGGUUUCAAUUUGAAGGAAAGAUUGGAUUUUUAGGGUUCUUUUUGGAAAGAAAGAAGAAGGAAUUCAAGGUUUUAUUUAACUCUGAUGUCCUCCACAACGUACACUUCCUCAGCGGCGCCUUCCUUCUGGUGCUACCGCUGCAGCCGUUACGUUAGGGUCUGGGGCCGUGACUCUGCCGUCGUCGUUUGCCCUGACUGUGACAGUGGAUUCGUCGAAGAGAUUGAGAACCCUCCUCGCUCUGCUCCCCGGCGCAGGUUCCCAUCCGCAGCGAUGUACAUGCUUGGUAGCAACCGGCCAAAUUCUGACCGGAACGCAGGUUUGCGCCGCGGUCGGCGCAGCGGAGGGGAUCGUUCCCCUUUCAAUCCGGUCAUUGUCCUCCGUGGCCCAGCUGAUGUGGGUGGUGCUGCUGACACCGAGAGGGGCAGCUUCGAGCUGUACUACGAUGAUGGUGCUGGCUCUGGCCUCCGUCCGUUGCCCACUAGCAUGUCGGACUUUCUGAUGGGGUCCGGCUUCGAUCGACUCCUCGACCAACUGGCUCAGAUCGAGAUCAACACUGUUGGGCGCUGCGAGCACAAUCCUGCUUCGAAGGCAGCUAUUGAAUCCAUGCCCACGAUCGAGAUCUCUGAUACCCACAUCAUCACUGAAUUGCACUGCGCUGUCUGUAAAGAGCAAUUUGAGCUAGGUUCUGAAGCCCGCGAGAUGCCCUGCAACCAUAUCUACCACACGGAUUGCAUCCUUCCCUGGCUUUCACUGCGGAAUUCAUGCCCCGUCUGCCGCCAUGAAUUGCCCUCUGACAUCCGUGGUAGAAGCUCACCUGAAUCCGAAAGAUCCCCAGGUGAGCAGUCUCCAGCUGCCAAUGAUGAGGAGACGGUGGGGCUGACAAUAUGGAGGCUCCCUGGUGGUGGGUUUGCAGUAGGGAGGUUUUCUGGUGGGAGGCGGGCUGGCGAACGUGAGCUCCCAGUCGUUUACACGGAGAUGGAUGGUGGUUUCAACAACGGUGGCAUGCCAAGGAGGAUUUCAUGGACUGCAAGCGGGAGUCGGACAAGAGAGAGUGGCGGAAUUGGCCGGGCAUUCCGUAAUUUCUUCUCCUUUUUUCGGCGGAUCCGGUCGAAUUCAGAGUCUGGGUCUACUGCCAGGACCCGGUCGAUGAAUUCCAUCUUCAGCAGAGGUUCCCGGAGGCGCUCCAGGGCUUGGGCAUUGGAGGAUUAAUGGAUUCUUCCAGAGGGAGAAAAAGCACGAGAAGGCCUUGUUUUGCCAUAUGGGUUUCAUGUUUGCUCUCAUCUUGAGGCCGAAAAGGAUGGAAGAAAGAUCUAUAAAAUGCAUGAUUCUUAAUUCUACUGUAAAUAGCAAUGACGAAAAGGACCGAAGAAGAAAGAAUUUCAGCAUUUUCUCAUUCAAAUUCUCAGUUUAUGGAUAUGAAAGAACAACUGCUCGUAUUCUUAUCAGAUGUGAUUUGGGGCCUGAAAUAACUCAGGAUGAAGAAAUUGUUGUUAUUAUUCUCAGAUGGGAUCUGUGGGCCUCAAAAUAUCUAUAGGAGAAGAAAUCGAAGAUGAUGAUGGUCUAUGCAGAAAUUGGAAUUUGAGAAGGUACAUUCGAUGCCCUUGUGUGCUCUUCCUAUCUGCAAACAAUAUGUUACUGAACAUUCAUUUCAUUUUACUAUACACUUCUUGUAUGAA
This is a messenger RNA of Magnolia sinica, 2306 nucleotides long. Its product is annotated as E3 ubiquitin-protein ligase RDUF2-like. The transcript has a single exon. Gene Ontology annotation, cellular component: cytoplasm. The record is from RefSeq and is a predicted model, not a curated record. Gene Ontology annotation, molecular function: ubiquitin protein ligase activity. The coding region runs from base 715 to 1839 and encodes 374 amino acids. NCBI's taxonomy places the organism in Eukaryota, Viridiplantae, Streptophyta, Magnoliopsida, Magnoliales, Magnoliaceae. Gene Ontology annotation, biological process: protein ubiquitination.